Messenger RNA from Dipodomys spectabilis (banner-tailed kangaroo rat), 4838 nucleotides. RefSeq names its product solute carrier family 9 member A2 (gene Slc9a2). NCBI's taxonomy places the organism in Eukaryota, Metazoa, Chordata, Mammalia, Rodentia, Heteromyidae. Gene Ontology annotation, biological process: sodium ion transport; proton transmembrane transport; regulation of pH. Gene Ontology annotation, molecular function: sodium:proton antiporter activity. Gene Ontology annotation, cellular component: membrane. Bases 216 to 2669 code for a protein of 817 amino acids. The transcript is spliced from 12 exons. The record is from RefSeq and is a predicted model, not a curated record.
CCGCGCAGUGGCCUCCCGUGGCUGCGCGUGCCUUUCCCCACCGCCAGCCCUGCGCUGCGGAGACCCAGCCCCGCUGCCUGCGGAGAUCCCGCCCCGGUGACUUGUGCUGUCUGGCUCGUCGCAGGGGCCAAGCUGGUGGCGCUGUCCCAGCGCGAUGCGCUGAGGACGCACAGGGCCAGGCUGCCGGCUCCUUGUCGGCGCCCAGAGCAGACCCCAUGGAACCCGUGGGUACCGGGAGGAGCCUACGGGCGUCGCUUCCUCGGCUGAUGUCGCUGCUGCUGCUGCUGCUGCUCCUGCAGGUGGCGGGGCCGGCAGGCACCCUGGCGGAGACUCUGCUGGACGCGCCAAGGGCCGGGGGCACCAGCUCCAACCCACCCAGCCCCGCAAGCGUGGUGGCCCCGGGAACUACGCCGUUCGAGGAAAGUCGGCUGCCUGUAUUCACCCUGGACUACCCUCACGUGCAAAUCCCCUUUGAGAUCACGCUGUGGAUCCUCCUGGCUUCUCUGGCCAAGAUUGGCUUUCAUCUCUACCACAAGUUGCCCACAAUCGUGCCUGAGAGCUGCCUUCUUAUAAUGGUUGGACUCCUACUGGGUGGGAUUAUUUUUGGUGUUGAUGAAAAAUCUCCCCCGGCAAUGAAGACUGAUGUGUUUUUCUUAUAUCUUCUGCCACCCAUCGUGCUUGAUGCUGGCUAUUUCAUGCCCACUCGCCCCUUCUUUGAGAACAUUGGCACUAUUUUCUGGUAUGCGGUGGUAGGGACCCUUUGGAAUUCCAUUGGCAUUGGGGUGUCUUUGUUUGGCAUCUGCCAGAUUGAAGCGUUUGGCCUCAGUGACAUCACUCUGCUCCAGAACCUACUUUUUGGCAGCUUGAUCUCAGCUGUGGAUCCCGUGGCUGUCCUCGCUGUCUUUGAGAACAUCCAUGUCAACGAACAGCUCUAUAUCCUGGUCUUUGGCGAGUCUCUGCUGAAUGAUGCAGUCACCGUGGUCCUGUACAACCUUUUCAAGUCAUUUUGCCAGAUGAAAACCAUUGAGACCAUUGACGUGUUUGCAGGAAUUGCUAACUUCUUUGUGGUAGGAAUUGGUGGAGUGCUCAUCGGCAUCUUCCUGGGAUUUAUAGCAGCAUUUACCACUCGAUUCACUCAUAAUAUCAGAGUUAUCGAACCACUCUUUGUCUUCCUGUACAGCUACUUAUCCUACAUAACAGCUGAGAUGUUUCAUCUGUCAGGCAUCAUGGCAAUCACAGCUUGUGCCAUGACUAUGAAUAAAUAUGUAGAAGAAAAUGUAUCUCAGAAGUCCUACACGACCAUCAAGUACUUCAUGAAGAUGCUGAGCAGUGUCAGUGAGACCUUGAUCUUCAUCUUCAUGGGUGUGUCCACUGUGGGGAAGAACCAUGAAUGGAACUGGGCCUUUGUCUGUUUCACAUUGGCUUUCUGUCUCAUCUGGAGAGCACUGGGUGUCUUUGUCCUGACUCAGGUUAUUAACUGGUUCCGGACCAUUCCCUUGACCUUCAAAGACCAGUUCAUCAUUGCCUAUGGAGGACUCCGGGGUGCCAUCUGUUUCUCCCUAGUGUUUCUCCUUCCUGCCACUGUGUUUCCUCGGAAGAAGCUGUUCAUUACGGCUGCCAUUGUUGUCAUAUUCUUCACUGUCUUCAUCCUGGGAAUAACCAUCCGACCACUGGUAGAGUUUCUUGAUGUUAAGAGAUCCAAUAAGAAGCAGCAAGCUGUCAGUGAAGAAAUCCACUGUCGGUUUUUUGAUCACGUGAAGACUGGGAUUGAAGAUGUUUGUGGACAUUGGGGUCACAACUUUUGGAGAGACAAGUUUAAGAAGUUUGAUGACAGAUAUCUUCGGAAGCUUUUGAUUCGGGAAAACCAACCUAAGUCCAGCAUUGUGUCCUUAUAUAAGAAGCUUGAAAUAAAACAUGCCAUUGAGAUGGCGGAGACAGGGAUGAUAAGUACUGUCCCUUCUUUUGCAUCUCUGAAUGAUUGCCGGGAAGAAAAAAUAAGAAAGCUCACACCUGUUGAAAUGGAUGAAAUUCGAGAAAUCUUAUCAAGGAAUCUAUAUCAAAUCCGCCAGCGCACUUUGUCAUAUAACAGACACAAUCUGACCACUGAUACAAGUGAGCGGCAAGCCAAGGAGAUUCUGAUCCGUCGCCGGCACAGCUUGAGAGAAAGCAUCAGGAAAGAGAACAGCUUGAAUCGCGAUCGCAGGGCUUCUACUUCAACCUCCCGAUAUUUAUCUUUACCUAAAAACACAAAGCUUCCAGAAAAGCUACAAAAGAAAAAGAUUAUUUCCAAUGCAGAUGGAAACAGCAGUGACUCAGACCCAGACUCCGGGACCACUGUGCUCAAUUUACAACCUCGGGGCAGGCGCUUUUUACCAGAACAGUUCUCCAAGAAAGCACCCCAGUCCUAUAAAAUGGAAUGGAAGAAUGAGGUGGACGUGGAUUCUGGCCGAGGAGGGCAGCCCAGCAUCCCCCCAGCACCCCGUAGCAAAGAAGGGGGCACGCAGACGCCAGGGGUCCUGCGGGAGCCCCUUCUCUCCAAAGACCGGUUUGGUCGGGGGAGGGAAGAUAGUUUGACUGAAGAUGUACCACCCAAGCCCCCACCUAGGCUGGUCCGGAGGGCAUCAGAGCCUGGAAACAGGAAAGGCCGAUUUGGGGGUGAGAAGCCUUAAUGGAAAAGACCAAAAGCAGACUCAGGGUGACUGACACAGCAGCCACUUUGGUCGGGCACUUUAGAACCUGAUGUCACGGUGAACUCCACUUAAAACCCUAUCUAAAUACUUUCAUUGGGGGAAGUAAAGCCAAGCCAUUGAAUCACGGGAUGAAUGUGGAUCCCACGAAGAGGAAAAUCAAAAAGGAAAUCCUACAAACAUGUCUUUUGUUUCUCUUUCCUAGCAAUUGUAUUCUUUGCAGGCUUGAAGAAAAAAAAAAAAGUGUGCCUUUAAUGAACUUGAAUGACAGAACUUGAAAUUUUUAAAGACAACUUUGUUGGUGAAAAUUUUAAUAUAUUACCUGGAUGCCUCAAAUUUUAUUUAUGAAAAAAAUUGUGUAUCUCUUUACUGUUCAGUUUUUAAGUGGAUGGGAUUAAGAGUACUGAGAACAUCUUUCCAAGGGGUAAAGUUCAAGUUCUAACAUGUAGAUCCUAAACUAAGGGUUGGGUUCUUUGUCCUGACUGGAUUGACCAGUUGGUAAAGGGAAAACAACUUCAAAUAGAGUGAUCCUCUUACACAUAGUAGGAACCCAGUAAGAAUGGCCACAAGCAGAGGAACAGGACUGACCCCAGAACAUAGACUAGAAGUGCCUUUAUGAAAUAACAGGGGAGUUGAUUAUUUGGUCCUUAAUUUGAGGAUGACAGAUUAGCCCCAUUUCCCCUUCUUUAUAGAUAGUGCAAACAAAAAGGCAGUCCAGGGCUGCUUUUUCAAGUCCCACCCAUAAGGCCUUUGUGGCCAAUGAGGACAGAGGCCAGCACCUGCUUCUACUUGUUGGAGAUUUUCUACUGUGCAAUACUGAGAGAAAGGGGCAGGCCAUGCCCAUCUAUGGCCACCUGUUUUAAUAGAACUCUUUAUCUGUAAAACAUUCUAGAACUUUUUUGUCCAAGCAGAGGUCCCAAAAGCAGACCCACAAUAGUUUAUAUAAACAGUAUUAAAAAUAAAGUUGGUGAGAUUUCAGCCUUGGACUUUUGCUCAGGAAGCACUUUGGAGAAUGUGGGAGUACUGUAUUUUGCACUAAUCAGUAAUGUAGUGAUUCAAAUUCACCCUCUAAAAUCAGGUUCUAUUUAUGGGAUUACCUUUCAGCAGUAUAGCAGAAAGAAAAGAAGUGGGACAUAAUUAUUAAAGAUUCAUAUUUAAAUCUGUCUCUUAAAUUGUAGAUUUUAUUGACUUUUUUUCUGAAUAUUCCCUCUUGAAAACUUGAUGGAACAAGAUUCUGUAUUUUUGGAUUUAGAGUUAGUGGUUCACUGGUUUCAGCUUGGAAAUGUUUCGCCAUCAGCAAAGGUUCAAAGUGGUAUUGCUGAGGAAAACACGUAUAAAUUAGGCAAAAGACAGUCCUCAACCAGUCCACCAGCACAUCCUCCAGUCCCAUCAAUCUCCUUUCUUUUUCUAAUAUUCUAGUGUCUUGGAAUACUUCCUCACAGCCUUGUUAAGGAAGAAUGGACAAGAUACAAGUUCAUACAGAUAGUUCAUUUCCUGGCAAUCCUUGAUGGAUGGAAAGUAGUGUACAACACAAUUGGAAAACUACAAGUUCUGUGCCAAAAACUUCAAUUUAAAUGGAAACAUAUAUAUAUAUAUAUAUAUAUGCAUAUACAUAUAUAAAAUAAAAGUGAUGUAGACAUUUAUCAUAGAAAUAUAAUUCAUCCAACAGAUGUGAUCUGAAGGUUGAAGAAUGUCAUUAGGAUGUAUUUAUUUAUGGCACCUGAAAAGGAAGUCUAAUUAACUUAAAAAUAAAUCUCUUGGGUUUCUAUAUUAAUAAAUAUUGGGCCUGAAGGAGAAAACCAGGAAAUUUUAGUAGAAUUUCUUGCUAAGCAGGUUACAACAAAUUGUACUUUCCCUUAAGUGAAAAGUCACAUAGAAAAUUUGAAGGAUGUAUAAAUUUCUGAAAAGGAAAACCUAAGUCAACUUAUUAUCAACCCUAAGAUUUCUUACUUUUUUGGAAGCAACAGUAAUGAAAAUAAAUUUGAAUUUAGCCUCUUCUUCUCUAUACUUCCUUAUUUUGGUAAUUAUUAAGUUCUAGUUACUAAGGAAAAAAAACACAUUAGAGGUGAAACUUGCCAAUACAAUUACAUAAGAAAAUUCUGUAAUUUAGAAAGAGGCCUAGUCUUUUGUCAAUGACUAAUUUCAUUCAUU